Molecule: messenger RNA, 6726 nt
Organism: Coregonus sp. 'balchen'
Lineage: Eukaryota; Metazoa; Chordata; Actinopteri; Salmoniformes; Salmonidae
Source: the annotation of a GenBank genome assembly
CUCGGCUAUCUUGCCAAUAUAAUAGAUAAUUUUUGUCUUCUCUCAAACAGACCCAGCGAGUCACGUGAGAAGCUGCAGUGGGUCAUAUGACCGAAGGGGAAGUUCACUCUGAUUGCACAAGAGUACAGAGUACACUACACUACACAAGCCUGUCUCGCAGGUGCAUCAAAGUACGGGGAAAUAUAGCCUUACUUUCUUUUUCUACUUGGGACUAUAUGUAGGCUAUUGCUCGUGGUCACUCGCAGACUCAAAUCUCUGCGUAGUUCUGUAAACAGGAGCGUGGUGUGACGCGAUGAAGGUGAGCGGUGUGUUGCUGUGUGUGUUGCUGCUCUGGGCGGAGGGCUCCCGGGCUGAUACCCCGGCCAACUGCACCUAUGAAGAUCUGUUGGGCUCCUGGGUGUUCCAGGUAUCGACGGGAGGGAAAGACAAAGGCAUCAACUGCUCUCUGAUGGGUAAGAGAUGGAAAUACGGAAUAACCUCAAGUUUUAAGCAAUUAAGUUGGCUAUGUAACUUUUUUUAUUGGUUCGAUUGUUAACUUGACCCGGUAGGUUACUCGUGUAUUUGUUUGUAGCCUAUUGAUUGUGCUUUCGUUACAUUGUUUGAUACAAUUUUCACCUCUGCCCAAUGUUACAAUGUCUAUCCCAUGUUACUUUGUAAUACGGAAGAACCCCGAAGUUUAAUUGAGGUAAUUACCUAAAAUGUCUCUGCUGUUUGUAUGUUGUGUUUAAAAAAAGACACCGUUGAUAAGUCGAUAACUGUGCACCUGGAGAAGCUGUCUGUGGCGGUGGAUGAUCUGGGAAACACGGGCUUCUUCACCCUCAUCUACAAUCAGGGCUUCGAGGUGGUCCUCAACGACUACAAGUGGUUUGGCUUCUUCAAGGCAGGUUUAAGCUCUCACUUAUGCUUAUUCAAGUGUUUCAUUCAGGGUUACAGUUUAGUCUAUAAUGGUAACAUACUACGAUAUCUGCCAAGUAUGGAGGACUAAAAGUGCCACAAUUAAAUAAAUAAAUACACCAUUAAAAAAUUACUUAAAUGUGUCAUUAAUUAAUUCAAAUUAGAAUUAAAUACAUAAAUGUGUAAUUAAAUGAAUCGGUAUUUGAAUUAAUUAAUGAUACAUUUAUGUAAAAUACAUAUAUAAUUAUUUCACUAUUUACAUUUACAUUUCAUGAUCCUGCAUUGCAGUGAUUCAUGAAUUACUUAAAACUGUCAAAAUGACCCAUCAAAGUCAGUGGGCGGGGGCUAACGCGAAUUGUCUGAUCCAUUGCUUUGGUCUGAAAAUAGAGUAGGCCAACCCGGAUAGAGACAAUGAGGAUCUCCGUGAACUUUCCAGGGAGUUGGUUAGAGACAUUUUAAACUUAGCAAGGGGUAGAAACAGGACCCUGCUGACAUUAUCCGGAAUUGAUUUGUCUUGGCUUGAUGCAGAGGGUAACCAAUCGGCGUUAGGUUCCGCCUACCAACUUUUGAUGGGGCGUUUGACAGUUUAAAAUUCAGGAGCCAUCCAACGCAGGACCAUGAAAUGUAAAUGUAAAAAGUGAAAUUUUAUAUAUGUAUUUUACCUAAAUGAAUCGGUAUUUGAAUUAAUUAAGAGACAAAUUUUAAAAACAAAAUUUAUGUAUUUAAUUCUAAUUUUAAUUAAUUAAUGACACAUUUAAGUAAUUAUUUAAUGGUGUAUUUAUUUAUUUAAUUGUGGCACUUUUAGUCCUCCAUAGCCAAGAGAUCAGGAACCUUUUUGGCAGACAUGGAAUUACAUUGUCAUACAUUUUAUCUCCUGCCUGUAGGCUACAGAAAAGGCCACAUGCUCAUAUCCUAUAUCUGCUACAGGAUUUUUGUUUGAUUAUUUUUUUGACGGAAUAUUGAUGGAACGCUGCAGAGAUUCUUCUCUCCAACAGCACCCUGGAGAGGCGCGCUGGGAAUGGACAAGCAAAAUAUUUUGUGGGCACUGCUUAUCAAAGGGUGGCAUCAGCGCUCACCUAAAAACCCAUAUGCUGCUGGUUGAGAGAGUGUCGUUGUUUUGGGGCAGAAUUGUGAGGUUUUAUGUGUUACAGGUCAGUUUAGUGCAGUAAAUGCCGUCAAUCUGCCACCAUAGGUGGCUGCCUAAUGAGCGGGCCUGCCGUGGUGGAAGUCACUUAUCCUGUAGCCUUGCACAUUAAGUUUCAGGCUCGUCAGACACAUGGCUCGUAACCUUUCCUGUAAUUGCAGAGUUGGUGGUUCAAGCUUUAAUCUGACUUUUACCUCUCAAUUGCUACAUUAUUGAUACAUUCAGGCUUGUGAUUCGAAGUUACUUUCAGGGCUGUGUUGCAACUUUUCUCCAUUCAGGGUUAUCUUUCGUUUUGCUUUCAGUCUUUUUUUAAAUGUAUGACUGCCUUGUGACUGUAUCAGGGGAAAUGUUCAGUGUUGUCACGCCUACAUGGUAGAGGUGACUUGCAGACGUCAGUUCUACUUCCUUUUUGAAACUGUCUGGACUUGUCUCAGCACACAGUGACACACACACACCACAUGCUUCACUGGAAAAGCCCAUUGUUAGAUACUCAUUGCUGUUCAUAAAGCCACAAAUGGUCUGCUAACUCUCAUAUUGUAAGCCUUUAUCAGGGUAAUGGCCACAACCUAUUUGCAUAAAACAUCACUGACUUGUUGCACUUCUGCUUUUCAAAGAUAAGAGUGAUUUUUAAUCUACAACUCAGGCCAUGAAGAUUCAAUAUGUGAUUGUCAUCGGUCUCCACACAGGGACGCCUCGUGCACACAGACUGACUUCCUCCUCUCUGUUCCAGUACUCUGAGCAGGGCUCUGAGGUGACCAGCUACUGUGACCAGACUCUGCCAGGCUGGGUCCACGAUGCUCUGGGGAACAACUGGGCCUGCUUCACUGCCAAGAGGGUCAUCCCAGUACCCCCUCGCUCCGUACACACACACCGCUACUCCCACAAGGACCUCCUGUGAGUAGCCUCAGGGGUUUAGAGCGGUUUUGAUAAUAAUAAUAAUAAUAAUAAUAAUAAUGCUCCCCAAUAAUCACCUCUACGUUUUCACAUUAAAGUUCGAUAGUUGGCUAGAAGGCUAUUUUUCAUCCAUGGUCCCAUUUUACUGUGAGUUUUGCUCAUAUAGAAAAACAAGCAGUCUGCUUAGCCUUGACUCUAUCUUUUACAUUGGCUGUCAGUCACGAGUCGUGUUCUGGUCUGACCAGUGCUCUUGGCUGCAACUUUCUCUCCCUCGGGCUGCUCCUGUGGUCCUGCAUUUGUGUUCAUUCUGUUUUCAUUCCCUCAGGCUGUGUCGGCGUUUACUCAUCCCCCACUCUUCUCUCAGGCUGCUCCAUAGGUCCUACAAACACAACAUGGACUUCAUUGAGUCCAUCAACGCGGCCCAGAGCUCCUGGAGAGCCACGGCCUACAGGGAACAUGAGACGUACACUCUGCAGCAGCUAAUGCACAGGGCUGGGGGACCAGCCUCUCACGUCCCCAGGUACAGUCACUCACUUGUGAAACUAUGACGUAUUGAAACAUUGAAUUCAAUAAUAAUGAAACUCAUUUUGGCGGACUUCACACACUCACUUACAGCCCCAAGGAAGAAGCAGGAGAAAAUGAGUCCGAUUCAGCUGAGAGAUUUGACUUCUGAAAGAAAAGGGAGAGACUCAGGGGUGCAACUUUGGUUUUAGAAGUGGGGGUGGGACAUAAUUUAUCCAGUCAGGUAAACACUCCAAGCAGCCUACCCGAAUGCUCGGAGGCUUCCGCAUGGUCUUAAAGUACACCUUUCCCUUUUUUAUAAAAAAAAAAAAUCAUAUUCCAAUGAUAAAACUGGGGGGGACAAAAAUGCAAUUUCAGAAUGUGGGGGGGGGGGGGGGGGGGGGGGCGGCAUGUCCCCAGUGAAAGUUUCGUUCCUGGAGAGCAUAAUCAUGUCAAGUGAGUCCAAGGCCGAGUCUGAGGGUUCUGUUCUAGGAUCAUAGAAUAGUCUCUCUCCCCACCUCGUCUAGACUGCUCUGGUAUGACAAAGGAAGGGAAUAGUCACUCUGUACAAGGUCUUAGAAAUGCCAGAAGUUUCUUCCCCCCCCCCCCCCCCCCCCCCCCCCCAGCUGCUAUAUCUUUCCCCCCCCCCACACGAAUUUAAAAGGAAUUGGAUUGGUGUCAGAAAUAUGGUGGGAGCUAAGUCCAGUCCAUGCUGUGACACCAAUCCAUAGUGUGGGGGGGACUAGUGAUAUUCUCAGGAGACAGUGGGGAAUAGGAUCACAUCAGUUGUGUUCAGUAGGUAUGAAACAGGACUUUUUAAAACUGGGGUACUACCUAAAGGUGUUCAAUAGGAACACUCAUUUUGGAUUAAUUGCAAAAAAUGUCCAUGGUGUGCCCUUAUCGUAUGUGUCUAUGCUCCUCCCCAGACGUGUUGGCCCCGCCCCUGUGACAGCAACGCUAGUCAAGAUGGCGGCCGGCCUCCCUGAGCGCUGGGACUGGAGAGAUGUCAACGGCGUCAACUACCUCAGUCCUGUCCGCAACCAGGGUAAAACACACGCCGGGUCAAAUACCUACACUUGUCUAUCGUGACUCUUGGUGGCAUCUGUCUCCUCUCCCAACCCCUGUGUAUAAUGUUCAGCCUGUCUGCAGUGGCUGAGAGGCCUUUGGAGUGUUCUCUACAGAGCAGUACCAUCAGCUCUCCUGUUCUCUUCUAGUAGAGGACUGUUAAACCAAAGGCCACAUAGUCCCUCUGGAUUAUAGCCUAGCCAAUGUUCACGUCUCAACCCGCAGACACAGCGUGUGUUUAGUGAGUGGUUGGAUAGCUGGCUGAGAGGGCCAUUUCAGGGAUGUAGGAGCUCUGUUGAAGAGGGGUUUUAACACGGGGCUACUGCAGUUUGAGGAAGUGGGGCCUUCUGCCCUGCCUAAAAGGCUCUGCAUAGUCAAUCCGUCACCGGCAGUGGCAGUACAGCAUCUACUGCGGAGCAGAGCUAUUGUGUAAUAAGUUGUCAAGGAAGUGAGUUUGUUUAUACAGGAUGUACCGCCCCCACCUCCCGUAAACCAAUCAUGUCAAUGCGGAGCUAUAAGGAUCCCUCCGCAUUGUUACAAAAUUUGAGGCGUGAUGGAGCUUGAUUUGGCCUCUGGAGGCUCCACAAUUGCGUCACACCCUCCAUACGAAGCCUCCGACCACAUUUUCGGCUCAAACAUAAAUAGGCUUUUAGGGUUCAUUCCCACAGAACUAUGGUUGCUGCUGGUGGCUAAAAUAGUUGCAGGUUAAAGAUGAUCCACUGACUGCUUGACCGGCUGUCUGGUUCUUACAGUGGUGACUGAUAUUGCAGUGAGGUUUUUGAUUGGUUGUGACAGUGCAGGGUUUGACUGGUACUCUGUUGUCUCCAGCUUCGUGUGGUAGCUGCUAUUCCUUUGCCUCAAUGGGAAUGUUGGAAGCUCGCAUCCGGAUCCAAACCAACAACACAGAGACGCCCAUCUUCAGUCCACAGCAGGUCGUCUCCUGCUCUCAGUACUCCCAAGGUAACGCGCACACUGCAUAAUUGUACCUCAAUGAUGUGUGUGUGUAUUUCUCCCAUAUCUCUAACCCCCUUUAAUUCCCCUCUCCUCCCCCUCAGGUUGUGAUGGUGGUUUCCCCUACCUCAUUGGGAAGUACAUCCAGGACUUUGGGAUUGUGGAAGAGUCGUGUUAUCCGUAUAUUGGGACGGAUUCCCCGUGUGACAUUCCCGAUGGCUGUCUCCGCCACUACGCCUCAGACUACAGCUACGUGGGAGGGUUCUACGGAGGAUGCAGCGAGUCUGCCAUGAUGCUGGAACUGGUCAAGAACGGACCCAUGGGGGUGGCCUUCGAGGUGGGACACACACACGUUGUUUGGUUUGUGCAUUGGCUAGCUCAAUAAGAGUAAUGGCCAGUAUUAGUUUGCUAAGUCAAAAUGGUAAAGGUGUAUUCCUCACGCUGUGUUCUUGUCCAGGUGUACCCUGACUUCAUGCACUAUAAGGAGGGCAUCUACCACCACACGGGUCUCCAUGACCCCAUCAACCCGUUUGAGCUGACCAACCACGCGGUGCUGCUGGUGGGCUACGGCCAAUGUCACAUGACUGGUCAGAAGUUCUGGGUGGUGAAGAACAGCUGGGGGAAGGCGUGGGGCGAGGGGGGCUUCUUCAGGAUCAGACGGGGGUCCGACGAGUGUGCUAUUGAGAGCAUCGCCGUGGCAGCCAAGCCCAUCCCCAAACUGUAGAGGGUCAACUGGGGUCAUAGGCAAGGGUCAAUCUUUAGGAGUUUUCCCAAUUGGAACCUAGCCUGAUACUCUGGCCUGAAGUCUACAAUGGUUUAUACAUGUAAUUAUUUUGUAGCUGAAAAGUUUGAAAUGGCUGGAACAUUGUUGAUGACAGAAAUAAUAGAUAACUGUGCAAACGUUUUCACCUUGCUCCCUAGGCUGUCUGAUCCUUGCCAUGCCAGUCAGAGAUGUAUUUUUGGGAAUGAUGCCUAAAGGGAACCUGCGUUAAUCCCCAAUGUAACUGGGAUUUGUAGUUUUUAAUCAGUCUUUUGUAGUUAGUCUGGUGAUUGAUAGGAGGGCAGAGGACCUCUGCUCUCUAGCUGUAAUCUCAUGGAAGCACGGGGGAGACUGUCUUCAAUGUCCUGUGAUUUUAUAUCCUCUGUCGCUAGUCCUCUCAGCUCUGUACUGUCCUCUCAUAUCUGCCUCAAGCUGUAAAUUGGAGUCUACUGGGAAUGUUCAAAAGGGACUGCUGUCUCAUUUGUGUAGAAAGGGAUAGUAUGAUUUAAUGUUGGUG